AUGGCACAUUCUUUAUUCAUCGGUGCAAUAGAUAGCCUGAAUACGGAAUCAAAGGGCCUUGUGCAUGUGACUAUACAAUCAAUGCGAAACAGUUUUUCCAAAAAAUUGACAUGCUUAACGAUACCAGCUAUCGUGGACUUAAUUCCCUCGGAGGUCUUUCCGCGAGAUUUGAUAAAGAUUCCUCCCAAUAUCAAAUUAGCAGAUCCUGAUUUUCAUGUACCACGUACAGUCGAUUUGUUGAUCGGUUCGGGCGCAACUUUGUCUAUGCUUUCCGUUGGUCGAAUUAAUUUAUCACCCGAAGGGGACGAUUUAUAUUUGCAAAAGACGCGUCUCGGAUGGGUGGUCGCCGGGGGAGCGUCUUGGCAAGCUCCUUCGAAAUUUGCAUGCUACUUAACAAAUUUAGAAGCCCAAUUAACAAAAUUUUGGACAAUCGAAGAAAUCGCGGAGGAUAAAUUAAAUUCCGAAGAGGAAAUCGAAUGCGAAGCACAUUUUGUAAAGACUGUUUCUCGCGAUAAUACAGGACGGUACACAGUUAGUUUACCAUUUCGCAGGACAAAUCAAUGUAUUGGUGAAUCGCGAACAUUGGCACUUAAUCGUUUAACAGCAUUAGAACGCAAAUUCAACGCGAACUCGGCAUUCCGAGAGGAGUAUACGCGAGUAAUUGAAGAACACGUGAAGUUAGGGCAUAUCUCGUUAACAAAAGAGUUUAGCAAUGACGGAUACUAUAUGCCUCACCAUGCCGUAAUUAAAGAAACUAGCAGCACUACUAAAUUGCGAGUAGUGUUUGACGCGUCGGCGAAAUCAAAGAACGGCGUGUCAUUAAAUGACGUAUUAAUGGUCGGACCAACAAUUCAAGAUAAAUUAUUUUCGCACCUAAUUCGAUUCCGUACAUACAGAUACGUCAUUACCGCCGACAUCGAAAAGAUGUAUUUGCAAGUAUUAUUACACGAAAAUGAUCGGCGUUAUCAACGGAUUCUUUGGCGUAAAAACGAUAACGUGGAAACGUAUCAAAUUAAUAAACUUGCAUUUGGUGUAUCGUCUUCGCCAUUUCUUGCUAUUCGUGUCCUUCAAAAACUCGCUGACGAUGAAGCGCACGCAUUCCCUAUCGCCGCGCGAGUGAUUAAAUCUCAUUUAUACGUGGAUGAUUUGUUAUCCGGAGCCGACAGCAUCGAGGAAGCGCGAAUAAUUAGAGACGAAGUAAUCGCGUUGCUUGCUCGAGGCGGGUUUUCUAUUCGGCAAUGGGCUUCGAAUGAUAAGCGUAUUAUCGAUGAUUUGGCGACCAGUGCAUUACACGCAAAGUUUACGUUUGAUGAAGGUCGAUUUUUUAAAACAUUGGGAAUAGCGUGGAGUACAGAUGGCGAUAAAUUACAUUAUUCAAUAAAUUCAAUUAAAGUUACAGAAAAAAUAACUAUACGAAAAAUACUUUCGGAAAUCGCGAAAAUAUACGAUCCAUUAGGUUUAUUAGGCCCCGUGAUAUUAUAUGCAAAGAAAAUUAUGCAAGAUGUAUGGCGAUGUAAAUUAUAUUGGGACGAAUCCGUUCCACAGAACAUCUAUACCGAUUGGGCAGAAUUUGCCAAACAAUUAAGCUUAAUCAAUAAAGUCUCUUUCGAACGCAAAUUAUUUGGAGAAGACUAUGAGGAAAUGCAAAUACACGGAUUUUGCGACGCGAGUAACGUCGGUUACGGGGCGUGUUUGUAUGUACGGACGCGCAGAAAAAACAAAAAUAUAGUUACGAGAUUAUUGUGCGCCAAGUCUCGGGUCGCGCCGGUGAAAACCGUUACGAUACCGCGGCUCGAAUUAUGCGGCGCAUUGUUGUUAGCGCGAUUAUAUCGUGAAGUAAGUAAAGCAUUGAACAUUGUCCCUGCCAAAAUGAUUUGCUGGUGCGAUUCAACGAUUGUGUUGCAUUGGAUAAGAACACAGCCUUACUUACUCAAAACGUAUGUGGCAAAUCGAGUCGCAGAAAUACAGGAACUCGUCGGUUCUCACGUAUGGCGGCACGUUCGGUCCGAAGACAACCCCGCGGACGCGAUUUCAAGAGGUCAAUUGCCGCGCGCGUUUAUACAAAAUAAAAUGUGGUCUUCCGGGCCUUCGUGGUUAGUCAAGAAUGAGAUCAAGUGGCCAAACGAAGUCACACAAACAAUCGAAAUACCGGAACUAAAAAGGAACAUCUGUUUAACAACAAAAUUAAACGAUUUCAGUUUGCUAAAUAAAUAUUCAUCCUAUUACAGAUUAUGUAGAAUUGUAGCGUAUUGCCUUCGUUUUCGAAUUACUAAGGAAUAUUCCGGUCCACUGCACGCAAAAGAAUUAGACGAGGCCGAAAUUCGAAUAUUAAGAGGCCUACAGAUUAGCCGGUUUGCUGACGAAAUCGCAAAAUUAAAAAAUAAAAAUUUAAGCCAUACAAGUAGAAUUGCAAAUUUGAAUCCAUUUUUAGACAACGCCGGUCUAAUCAGAGUCGGAGGACGACUUCAAGCUUCAAAUAUGUCCUUUACACAAAAACACCAAAUUUUACUUCCAAGUCGACAUCGUUUGACCGAUAGUAUCAUUCGCGAAACGCAUGAAAAAAAUCAUCAUCCCGGCAUUUUAACAACAUUACACCUCGUUCGUCAGAAAUUUUGGGUACUUGACGGUAGGAAUCAGGUACGCAAAGUUAUACGUUCUUGUUUGCGUUGUUUUCGAUUCAAUGCCCAAGCGAUCGAGCAUAAAAUGGGAAAUCUUCCGACUUCACGUGUACGGGAAGCAAUACCUUUCACUAACACCGGUAUUGAUUUUUGUGGACACUUUUAUAUUAAAGAAAAGAAGUUCAGGAACCGAACGCGAAUUAAAGUUUAUGUAUGUGUAUUCGUGUGUAUGUCAGUCAAAGCGGUGCAUCUCGAGGUCGUGAGCGAUAUGUCUUCCGAGGGUUUUAUUGCAGCAUUGCGACGAUUUGUUGCGAGACGAGGAGUGCCAGCCCACAUUCACUCCGAUAACGGUAGUAAUUUUGUGGGAGCAAAUAAUCAAUUAAAAGAAAUAUAUGCAUUAUUCAAUUCUGAACAACAUCAGACCUUUAUCAACAAAUUCAUAAACGAACAUCGAAUUGCUUGGCACUUUAUUCCUCCCGCAGCUCCACAUUUCGGUGGAAUUUGGGAAUCGAUGGUGAAACUUUUCAAACACCAUUUUAAACGAGUUGUGGGAGAUUCAUUAUUUACAUUUGAAGAGCUCAAUACAUUUGCUACCGAAGUCGAGGGUAUUCUUAAUUCGCGACCGAUUACAGCUUUAUCAUCAGAUCCGAAUGACUUGCUUGUGUUAACUCCCGCUCACUAUUUAAUCGGCAAGCCGCUAAUCACCCUUCCGGAGAGCGAUUUAUCUUGUGUUCCAGUUAAUCGACUAUCCGUAUGGCAACACAUUUCAAAGGUCCGACAGGAUUUUUGGGCUCGAUGGAACCUGGAAUACUUGAAUGAACUCCAAAUCCGGAGUAAAUGGACAAAAGAAGGACCGACACUCGAAGUGGGGACUGUCGUAUGCAUCAAGGAUAAGAAUCUGCCUUGCAAUCAAUGGAUCUUAGGCAGAAUUUCGGAAGUACAUCCGGGUGACGAUGGAGUAGUACGAGCCGCCACGAUAAAAACUGCGACCGGAAAUAUAAAGCGUGCAGCGAGGGCAUUAUGUCCACUCCCAAUUGAGCGAUAG
Molecule: messenger RNA, 3663 nt
Organism: Solenopsis invicta (red fire ant)
Lineage: Eukaryota; Metazoa; Arthropoda; Insecta; Hymenoptera; Formicidae
Exons: 1
Coding region: 1-3663 (1220 amino acids)
Biological process (GO): DNA integration
Molecular function (GO): nucleic acid binding
Source: RefSeq, a predicted model, not a curated record